Perca flavescens (yellow perch) is the source of this 1025-nucleotide messenger RNA. It is a transcript of the gene pcmtl, whose product is annotated as l-isoaspartyl protein carboxyl methyltransferase, like. Gene Ontology annotation, cellular component: cytoplasm. Lineage: Eukaryota; Metazoa; Chordata; Actinopteri; Perciformes; Percidae. The record is from RefSeq and is a predicted model, not a curated record. Gene Ontology annotation, molecular function: protein-L-isoaspartate (D-aspartate) O-methyltransferase activity. Gene Ontology annotation, biological process: protein modification process. Bases 200 to 973 code for a protein of 257 amino acids. The transcript has 9 exons.
GGCUUCAUGCUGGACAGUCCACAUCUUAUUGGCCAGGCGCUGUGUUUCCCUCAGGAGGGAUCCAGGAAGUUUGUCUGUUGUCUCAGCUGGAAGGAAGGAACGGUUGCGAACUAACAAGGUAAACAAGCGCUGCUGACCUCUGUUGAAUUAUUUUUUACCGCUGAUCACCAUGUCACUGCAGAGAGAUCCAGUGUAGGACAUGCUCGCAGCGUUACGCCUGGCAGUAGUGGCAGUUCCGAUGGGUGUACUGCUGUCCCGGACCAUGGCGUGGAUGUCCAGUGGCAAAACACACCCAGAACUCAUCAGCAGGCUGAGGGAUCACGGGGUGAUACGCAGCGACCGAGUGUUUGAUGCCAUGCUGGCUACAGACAGAGGGCUCUACUCUAUAGACUCUCCUUAUGCAGACUCUCCUCAAUCCAUAGGCUACAUGGCGACCAUCAGUGCACCACACAUGCAUGCUCAUGCUUUGGAGCUGUUAAGUGACAAACUAACUGAAGGGGCAUCGGCACUGGAUGUGGGUUCAGGAAGUGGAUAUCUCACUGCCUGCUUUGCAAGGAUGACAGGACCCAGUGGUAGAGUGGUUGGCAUUGAACACAUCGAUGAACUGGUUCAAAUGUCAAUAAAAAAUGUGCAAGCCGACGACCCAGAACUGCUCACCUCUGGACGCAUCAAACUUGUAGUGGGAGAUGGAAGGCUUGGCCACCCAGACGGUGCCCCGUACGAUGCCAUUCAUGUUGGUGCAGCUGCAGCUACUAUUCCUAAGGCUCUUUUGGAGCAGCUGAAGCCUGGUGGCCGGUUGGUUCUCCCAGUGGGCCCUGACGGUGGCAGUCAGGUGCUAGAACAGUACGAUCGGCAGAUCGAUGGGACCUUUCUCAAGAAAGCUUUGAUGGGAGUGGUUUACGUCCCCCUGACUGACAAGACGCGUCAGUGGCCUGGGAGAUGGCGUUGGUGCUGCAUCUCCACAGCCCCGUAGCACUCCUCAUGGUUUCACCGUGCUCCAGUCUUAACAGCCACCUGCCCCGCUG